UGUCAUGUCACUUAUGUUUAUAUGAGAAAAAGCAUCUCGAAGAUAUAAUAGCGAUUUUGAUAAAUAAUGAUAAAUCUAGUUACAUAAACAAAUAUUUAGUCUUGUGUCUUGUGACAAUUAAAAAUGGAUUUCCAAAAUCGUCCAGGAGGAAAAACUGGCGGAGGUGGUGUAGCAUCAUGGUCUGAAAGCAAUAGAGACCGGCGGGAACGUCUACGUCAAUUGGCAUUGGAAACUAUAGAUUUAAACAAAGAUCCUUAUUUUAUGAAAAAUCACUUAGGUACAUACGAGUGUAAACUUUGCCUAACACUUCACAACAACGAAGGCAGUUAUCUAGCUCACACCCAAGGUAAGAAACAUCAAGCCAAUUUAGCACGCAGAGCUGCAAAAGAUGCGAAAGAUUCACCACAGCAGUUGGCCCCUGACAAACCAAGAGUUGAACCUAAAAAGUUUGUUAAAAUAGGUCGACCAGGUUACAGAGUAACUAAACAAAGAGAACCCGACUCAGGACAACAAAGUCUACUAUUCCAAAUUGAUUAUCCAGAAAUUAUCGACACAGUAACCCCUCGCCACAGAUUCAUGUCAGCUUAUGAGCAGAAAGUUGAACCCCCGGACCGUAAAUGGCAGUACUUACUGUUUGCUGCAGAACCUUACGAGACAAUAGCUUUCAAAGUGCCCAGCAGAGAAGUGGAAAAGUCUGAUGGCAAAUUCUGGACGCACUGGAACAAAGAUACGAAACAGUUUUUUAUGCAGUUUGCUUUUAAACAAGAGAAUAAGAUGCCAGGGAUGCCUAUGAAGGUUCCUCCGCCUCCUCAGCAUUUGCGGAUGUUGGCUAAUAUGGCACCGCCUCCACCGAUGCCUAAUGGAAUGUUUAGCGCUGUGCCACCUCCGCCACCACUUGGUGGAAUGUUGCCUGUGCCGCCUCCACCACCUAGAAUGUAAUAAUAAAAUAAUAAAAAUUGUAAGAGUAACUU
Messenger RNA from Ctenocephalides felis (cat flea), 971 nucleotides. RefSeq names its product splicing factor 3A subunit 2 (gene Sf3a2). Gene Ontology annotation, cellular component: nucleus; catalytic step 2 spliceosome; U2 snRNP. Bases 124 to 939 code for a protein of 271 amino acids. Lineage: Eukaryota; Metazoa; Arthropoda; Insecta; Siphonaptera; Pulicidae. Gene Ontology annotation, biological process: spliceosomal complex assembly. Gene Ontology annotation, molecular function: zinc ion binding; nucleic acid binding. The transcript has 3 exons. The record is from RefSeq and is a predicted model, not a curated record.